This is a messenger RNA of Naumovozyma dairenensis CBS 421, 3159 nucleotides long. RefSeq names its product Seg2p (gene SEG2). The coding region runs from base 1 to 3159 and encodes 1052 amino acids. Lineage: Eukaryota; Fungi; Ascomycota; Saccharomycetes; Saccharomycetales; Saccharomycetaceae. The transcript has a single exon. The record is from RefSeq and is a predicted model, not a curated record.
AUGAUCUACAAUCAAAGGGUAUCGGCAGACCCUGCUCGACCAAUGAAUUCGGCUGCUAUUGCCGCAGCAGCAGCUAUAAGUAAUUCUAAAGAUAAUGACUUUCAAUACCCCAAUCAUGACCGUGCUACUAGCAUGUAUGUUCAAGAACUGAGAAGGAAAAGUAUGAAUAAAUCUUCUAAGUUAUCCUUGAGAAGGAGUUCUCCUAGAUUAGCAUCAUCGGAUUUUGCUCAAUCUCCCCGAUUUAGGGAAAGACACGCCACAUCACAUAACAGUGAUGGGCACACUACAAACUAUUAUGAUAAUAUGCAUGAAAGACGUGCAUUCUCCAUGCCAACUAAUACGGAGAACCCAAUUGCGUAUAGCAGAAAUAGAAAAUCAAAUUCACAGCUUAAGAUGAUCAAGAAGUACAUUCCAGGCCCUAACGGUUUAACCAUUAUAGAAGUUCCAGAUUUAAGGGAAAAUGAAAAUAAUAGUCAUAUAUACAGAAAGACUAGUAUGCGCCCAUCAAAUGACAAGAGGUUAAAAAGACGUUAUUCGACGGAAAGUCAUACAAAUAGUAAUUAUGAACAACGGCACCAUUCUCGCUCUUCUCGUACGUCGUCGUCAUCUCACUCUGCUAACCAACGUAAUAGUCGGAACAAUAGACCUGCAUACUCUUUGAUUGACACUUCAAUUGAAGAAGAGAACGAUUUUCUCCAUGACCAUUCAUUACAACAUCGCGCUAACAAUAGUAUUUUGAAAACAAGUAAUAACAAUACCCGGCUGGAAUCUUUGAAAUUAAGCAGGAUACCCCGUAAUAGAUCCUACCAUUAUGGAGAACAACUGCAUCAGAAUCGGCAUCUUCCAGUAUUCGACUCAUUUUCAGACGGUACUAGUGUCGAAAUAAGGCCAUUGAAUAUAUCUCCUAGUAAUAGUCAUUCAAAACAAAGACAGAUACGAAAUAACCAACAGAAAGAGAAGCUGAACCAUAACUCUGUGGCAAGAAAAACAUCCAUAGGGGAUUCAAAACACCUUAAUGUUACCUUAAAGCCAAACUCUUCCAAAAAUACAUUACACAAUGUAAGGAAUAAUGACGAAGGGCAAAGUAGAGCUACUGAAGGUAACCAUACUGAUAAUCCCCGCAGAAAUGAGCAGGGAUUGAUAUAUUCAAAUGAUGCCAGUAUGUUGUCUGAAUCAACAGGAAAUAACACUAACAAAGUUUCCAACAAUGCUCUUCCAACGCACAUCCAAGAAAUUCUACAAGAGCCUCUGAUAUGCCCCGAAAAUGAGUUAAAAGAAAACUCUUCACAAACAAGUGUCUACUCAAAUCCAUCCACAGAAUAUGAUACUCAAGCCAGAAGUGCCCAGGUAAUGGAUAAUCGUAUCGGAGUAUCAGAUGUAAACCGAGAGAAUCCAUCUAAUGAGGGUUCCGAUUUUAUUCGAGGUUCUGCUAAAGAGCUAACUGAGCAUGAAAAGCAAAUUAAGGAUCGUCUUACAGAAAUGAUUAAUUUGGAUGAUUCUAAUUUUUCAACGAAGGACAUUCAACAAAAUACAGAAUCAUCAAGUCCAUUGACUUCAACACAUACAAGUAAAGUUUCAUUAGUCGAAUCGUUAGAUAUUCCAGAUGAAAACAGCACGAAAUAUCCUCGUAAAGUUGGAAGAAUGCCGACAAUAUUAUCUGUCAACUCUGCAAAUAUUCCAGGGAGUUAUGCAAACAACAUUGAAUCAGACCUUUCAAUAUUAGAUGCUAAGGAUGUCAACAGCAAUAAUUCUGAUGUUGACGGAGAUGAUGACGACGAGGAAGACGACGAGGAGGUAUUCCAUGACUCAUAUGAAACUCAGUCAUAUUUUGAUAGAAAGAAUGAGCUACCAGCAUCUCGUCAAGAUGCACAUAGGUCAAUGGCCCAAUAUUUACGGCCAACAGGGUACUCUUCAUCUGCUGCCAACUCAGCACAAAAGCUGGAGCCAAAUAUUAUAGUGGGCACGAAUAUUGCUAAAACUCAUCUCACCAAUGCAGUAUGCGACAAUAAUACUACCAGUACUGCUGUUGGCAAAAACAUUGCAAAUUCGAUAUCAUCUGUUUCAACAAAAGUUUCCAGUCCACUCUAUAAAGUUCCUUCUCCUUUAAGACCAAGGUCACAAGCAUCAACCAUCCCGCCAACAAGUUCAACGUCUUCUGUUUAUUCAGAGAUAGUUCCAUCCCCACAGCCUUUAGCGUUGAAGCUACCUUCAAGCUCCACAAUUGCAAGCAAGAGAAUUCUUGCCGACGAUACACGUACUGUAGAGGCUAUUCCCCCAAAAAGUGAGAAACGCAGAACUCAUCAACAACAACGGCAUAGGCCAAAUGGAAAUCAUCAAGUGCCAACCGCUACGAAAAGUCCAACCGUAGAAACAAAGAUAUUACAUCAAGUGUCACCACCUUUCAUUACAGUAACAUCUCCGCCAAGAACCUCCAUUCAGCAAACUAAUUCGAGAACAAUGCACUCACUUAAUAGUAGCAGAAUCAGUGAACAUACUCUGGCAAGAGAUUUAUCGCAACCAUCAGAAACGUCGUCAUCAUUAUUAUCAAGGGAACAAAUGAUUUUACAUAAUUCGGCACUUUAUCCAAAAGAACCACCUAUGAAACGCUCGAGUUUUGAGAAAAAUAGGAAACAUAACUCCUCAAUUGAGCAUAUUGGGUUUAAGAAACUAUCCUUGCGAGAUUCUAGUGAUGAUAUCAGUACACAGUAUCGAGCUCAAUAUAAUAAGCAACAGGAACUAGAACGAAAAAAUAAAAUGCAAUCUAGGUUCCAGGAUUCUGAUGAUGAUGUUUCUAAUGAAUUGAAAGGACGUCCCAGUCAUGAAGAGAGCCAUCAAAUAUCAUCUUUUUUCAAAAUGAUUAACUUAGAUCAUUGUCAUAAUAAUAGUGAUAAUAAUAAUAAUCAGGAGAAUGAAGAAAACGGAACAUCCUCUCACGAGAUAGAUACAGGGGAGUCUCCUAGAAGAUUCAGUAAUAAAUGGAACAAGCUGACUUCUAAAUUGAACACAACUCAGAAUGAUAAUCCUAUGGAGUUCAGUAGCAACGUUUAUGAUUCUACUGGACAUAUUUACAGAUUAGAUAGUGGUGAAGAACAUGGAUUAAAGAAAAAGAAACAUCUUCAUUUGGGUAAAAAAUUCAAAAAGUUAUUUCACAAGUUAUGA